Molecule: messenger RNA, 560 nt
Organism: Jatropha curcas
Lineage: Eukaryota; Viridiplantae; Streptophyta; Magnoliopsida; Malpighiales; Euphorbiaceae
Source: RefSeq, a predicted model, not a curated record
UGGCUCAUGUUGGACCAGGAGUUGUAAGUAUGGCAAAUGCAGGCCCUAACACCAAUGGUAGCCAGUUCUUCAUUUGCACUGUCAAGACCCCAUGGCUGGAUCAGAGACAUGUAGUUUUUGGACAAGUUUUGGAAGGCAUGGAUAUUGUGAAGUUGAUCGAGUCACAAGAGACAGACAGGGGAGACCGCCCUAGAAAGAGGGUGGUGAUCAGUGACUGCGGCGAGCUUCCAAUCUCUGAGUCCUGAUAUUCUAGCUAUGUAUUUCCUUCAACCGCGAACUUUGUUUCGUCCAACCCUAUUCAGAGGGCUUUUCAUUUUUGUAUGAUGACUUGAGUUUGAAAGUUUAUUCUUUGAAAGUUUACAUUGUAACGGAUGGAAAAUAUUGAGCAAGGAUAGUUAGUCCUCGGAAUUGUCAUUUUUCCUUAAUAACAUUGAGAUGGCAUCAUUUGAUACCGAUGGAGAUUCUGUGGGUUUACACAUUGUUCUAAUCUGUGUAUGACAAUUUGCCUACUGGCUGUGAGCUCUGAUUGCAAAUGUUCUAAUGGACAGACAAUGUUAAUA